Amphimedon queenslandica is the source of this 2727-nucleotide messenger RNA. RefSeq names its product tyrosine-protein phosphatase non-receptor type 21-like. The record is from RefSeq and is a predicted model, not a curated record. The annotation marks the transcript as partial. Gene Ontology annotation, molecular function: protein tyrosine phosphatase activity; GTPase activator activity; small GTPase binding. The transcript is spliced from 11 exons. NCBI's taxonomy places the organism in Eukaryota, Metazoa, Porifera, Demospongiae, Haplosclerida, Niphatidae. Gene Ontology annotation, cellular component: perinuclear region of cytoplasm; cytosol; nucleus. Gene Ontology annotation, biological process: activation of GTPase activity; protein dephosphorylation; nucleocytoplasmic transport.
GAUAAAGGAAUGGAAUAUUUAAUGGAAGCACUAGUUGAUAACAUUGCUAACUGCAAGCUGACUUGGCUUGCAUUAGGUAAUAACAAUAUUUCUGAUGACGGUAUUGAAAAACUUGCUGAGUUUCUCACGGCCGGUUGGACGAGUAUUGAUGAUGAUGAGGGUGAAGAAGGUGUGGCUUGUCCAGUAACGUCCCUCGGACUAGGAGGGAAUGAGAUAGGGGACAGAGGAGCUAAGGAACUGGCUCAAGCACUUGAUGUGAACGACAAAUUGUUAUCUCUUGGCCUCUCUUGUAAUAAAAUCGGUGAUGAAGGUGCAAAGGCGCUAGCUGAGAUGCUCCGAAGUAACCAAACACUAGAGAACCUUUCGCUCUCUUCAAAUCGAAUCGGAACCGACGGAGGGGAAACCCUCAUAGCCUCACUCUGUGAUAACACGACGCUAUCAAAACUACUGCUAGCACAGAACCCACUAGACGAUGCUGUCUGCAUGAGAUGUAUUGAAGUAUUCUCAAAGCACAACCUCACGCUUCAGGUCCUGGACCUCAAUGAUACUAACAUAUCACCAGCUGCACUUAAAAAUUUUGUGGCUCAGUUGAAAAAGAGUAAAAGCAAGAUCAACAGAGCAUCAUUAGGUGAGCAUAUACUGACAAUGUCAGAGAAAGAGCACAAGAACUUAUCAACCAUUAGCGGUAAUCCACUUGAAGUAGCAAACUGGAGACCACCACCUGCUUCUGAGGUACCUCAACAAGAUAUAUUCAAAUUAGCUGAUAGAACACGGAAAGUAUUCAACCGCCCAAACAUGGCCGUCCCUUUAAAAGAGGAUCAGGAGGAAGACUACUUGAGAGCUUCGUCAGAUUCAUCACUGGAUCUUGAGUUACCAAUGUUCUCUGGAGGUCUUGUUGAUCAGGGGGAGGGAGAGGGAGAAGUGGCGGGAACCAACACUACAGCACCUGUAGUGAGACUAUUGAGCAGUGAUAAGAGGAGGAGUGCUUGGAGACACAGCAGAAUAGUGGAAGAAAGUUUUGAGAUUGAGCCAUUGGAUGUUGGUAGUGACACUGAAGAUGAUAAAUCUGAGGAGACACUCAUUGAAGAAGAGGAAGAAGGAGAGGGUAAUAACAUUAGUAAAGAAACAACAAUAACUGGAGAAGAAGAUGAAGAGAGAGACAGGAACACAAAGAAGGUUAAUGAACCUGUGCUUAGUAAGUCCACUGAAAGAGGAAGAUUGCAAGCUAUGAGUAAAGACAAAACUUGUCCGGUUAAAUUUAAAGUCCCUAAACCUCCUCCACCUCGUAAACCUUCAAAUACCGAAAGUAAGAAACCGUCAACUAGUAAAGAUACCAAGAAAAUAGUUACGAAAAGAAUUGAAGUGAUACCAUCACAGCAUAAAGAGGAGGAGGAGGAGGAUGAGUGGGAGGAGUCUGAGCCUCAAAUUGUACCGGAUAAGUUAAACUCUUUCUCAACUCAGUUAUCAAAUCUGUCGGUCUCAGACGAAGACUCAAAAACCAACGACACUAGUACCAGCACGAGUACUAGCCAAGAGACCAGUACUCAUUAUAAAAUAAUAACUAGCACUAAACCAUUGACCACACCCACAACUUCAGGAGACAAAAACGAGCCUCAUUAUAAAAUAGUAACCAGUAAUAAACCAUUAGCCACUCCCACGGACAAAAGCAAAGAGGGAGAGUUUCAUUAUAAAACAGUAACUAGUAAUAAACCAUUGACCACACCCACCAGUUCAAAGGAUAAAGACGAAGAAGGAGAGCCUCGUUAUAAAAUAGUUACAAGAUCAUAUAAAGAACCUUUGACGACGUUUGGCUACAAGAAGAAAGAACCGGUUUACGACAAAAUACCAGAAAAGGAAAGGUCUUUGGUUGAAAAUACUUCCGACAAAUCAAAAUUCCCUUGUCAAGCUUCAAGCAAAGAGAAGCCAGAGAAAGAACCUUUAUAUGACACAAUCCCACGCCAACCCAUCCUGACUUCUGCUACUAAGGACAGACCACGCCCUCCAACCACUAGACGCCACCCAUCUGUAAGUCCCUCCCAGUCAAUGAGUUUAAUAUCGGAGGAGGAGGAGAGUGGGCACUCGUAUGUUAACAUUGGGGCAGACGGGAACGUGUUCCUGGAGGGAAGUGACUCCGAGGGAGAGGAAGAUGACAAGAAAGUUUUAUCACUUUCUGGAACUUCUGAUGGUUUUCGAUCAAGACCUAUAAAAGAACAGUGGGUGAUCAGUUUAAAGCAGAGAUCUGGUGUACUAAAGAUGGGUGGGUUCAUACACAAAGGAUACAAUGAGCUGAAGGAGUUCAUGAAGACGAUAGAAUACAAUAACUUCAUGGCUGAACUAACUUGCAAUGAAACGAAGAACAGACCAGCUGGACCUUUGGCUCCAAGCCACACGAGGGUCAAACUGCAAAGAGUAAUGGAGAACCUUGGGUCUGAUUACAUCAACGCAAAUUUUGUUGGUUCACCAUUAUACCCAAAGUCAUACAUCAUAGCUCAAUGGCCAAUGGAAAACACAAUACCAACAUUUUGGAGGAUGAUAUGGGAGACCAAUGCCUCAGUGAUUGUAGUAUUAGGAGGCACUGAUGAUAAGAACAACUUCUGGCCAGAGAAGGAAGACUAUCAGCUGCACCCAGCAGUGAUACUGGGGGAGUGGUACACUGACUCUCUUUAUGUGAGGACGGAUAAGGUACAUCCUAACACCUCCGGAGUAGAGGGACUGUUUGAGGUAUCU